CCGGAAAGACCGCAGCUGACGAACUUGCAAAUCGUUCCAGGUCACGACAGUAACCAAAGAUGGAGGCCGUGCCUCGUCUGCCGAUGCUUGCUUUCGAACUGAAACACAGCCCAGAGUAUGUAGAUUUCGGACCAACGCUAAAGAAGUAUAUUCAUGACUACUAUGGAGAGGAUCCUGCUCUUUACAAUAAAGCAUGUUCAGAUCUUGACCAAUUACGACAGAAUGCCAUCCAUGUGACCCGUGACUUUGUUGGCUGUGCAACACUAAAGAGGUAUUAUGCUCAGCUUCAUUUUCUUCAUGGUCGGUUUCCUAUGGGAGAAGGUGGUGAAGCUUCUGUCACCUUUACUUGGGAAGAUAACCAGACAGGGAGGGAUCAUAUGAUUGCUGACAUCAAAUUUGAACAAGCCUGCAUCUUAUACAAUAUUGGAGCUCUCCAUUCUAAUCUUGGAGCUAUUGAUACACGACAAAAUGCUGAGGGUAUGAAGGUGUCAUGUACUCACUUCCAGUGUGCUGCCUGGGCGUUUGAGUACCUGCGUGAUCACUUUGGCAGCUCCAGCAUGAGUACAGAUAUGUCACAUGAACUUCUUACCUUUCACAUCAAUGUGAUGCUGGCACAGGCACAAGAGUGUAUUCUGGAGAAGUCAAUGAUUGAUAGCCGAAAAAAUACCAUUACAGCCAAAGUGUCAGCACAGGUGGUGGAGUUUUACCGAAUGGCUGUGAAAAAUCUAGAUCAGUGCAAUGCUGAGCAAGUCAUCAACUCACGCAGCUAUAAGGACUGGCGAAAGCGCUUAGAGCUGAAAGUAGCCUUUUAUCAGUGUAUCACCAACUAUUACAUGGGCCGUCAUGCUGAAGAUCAGCAGAAGUGGGGUGAGCGCCUGGCCUACUUUCAGGUGUGUCAGAAUCAUCUAAAUGAAGCUGUCAAGUUUGCUAAGAAUGAAGUUCCUGAGAUGCAGGAAGCUCUAAGGUUUGCACAAGAUGUUGUUGGAGGAAAGUUGGCUGCUGCUCAAAAAGACAACGAUUUUAUUUAUCAUGAGAAGGUCCCUCCAAUUGAAAGCCUUCCUGAAGUGAAAGGAGCUCCUUUAGUGAAGGGCAUUCCCUUUGACCCCACAGAUGCAGAAAUCUCUGGGCCAGAUAUUUUCCAGAAAUUAGUACCAAUGGAAGCACAUGAAGCAGCAUCUGUUUAUAGUGAAGAGAAGGCCAAACUACUAAGGCAAGUGGGAGGAGAAAUUGAAUCAAAAAAUGCUGAACUUGAUCAGUUUAUGAACUCUCUUCAAAUAGACCAAAGUAUUUUUGACCACCUGCCAGAUCGCUUGCCUCAAGAGUUGCUGGGAAAAUGUGCAGCAAUGAGUGUCCGUACGAACGCAAUCAAGGAGCUUAUUGAUGCCAUGUCAGGAAUAUCUGGUUUGGCUACUGAAACAGAGAUGAAUAUCAAAGAAUUACAAGAACUCAUUGCUGAGGACAGUAGAAAGACAGAGGAAUUUGAGCAACAAUUUGGCAAGAAGAUGAUCAGCACUGUUCUCCCUAGUCUUUCCAAGGACUGUGAAGCUCACCUAGAGAAGCACUUCCAGGGCAGUCAACUCAACUCCACCCUUCAUGCAGCAAUGAAUACCCACAUCACCAACCUCCGCCUGCUGGUACUUCCACCUGAUGAGCUUCAGAGGCAGCUUCCUCCAGCCAAGCCACCAAGAAGUGCUGAAGAUGAAGAUAUUAUCAGUGAGAUGCGGAGACUUCUUAGCAAGAUAGAAGAGAUGAAAAACCAAAGGUCCUCCUUGGAAAAUCAGCUUAGGGAGCAGUUGCAAAAGGAUGACAUCACAAGUGUGCUAGUCGCCCAGGAGUCUUCCAGAGAGUCAAUAUACAAAACUCAGCUGAAGAAGCAUGAUGCUGUGGUCUCCCUCAUCACGCAAAAUUUGAAUGCUCAGUCUAAUAUCUUGCGAGCCCUGACAGAUACUAAUGCAAAGUUUGCAACACUCCGCCAAGCUGCCCUUCAGUACUCAGCCAAGCGAGAAGCUGUAGUGAAAGACCUCAUCAAUUCAUUUGAAAAAUACGAAGAACUUCUUGCAAAAUCACAAAAAGGGCAGGAGUAUUACUGUCGUUUGAACGAGGCUGUAAUGAAGACUUUAGAAAGAUGCCGUAGUGAAUGCAAAGUCCGACAGGAAGAAAGAGACAUGCUCAUUACAAAAUAUGCUCCCAAAGCUCCACCACCAUCUCGGCCAAGUGCGCCUAAACCUGGUCAGCCACCACAGCCAAGUGUGCCAGCCACAGCACCAGCCAGCAUGACUGCUGCAGCUUUAGCAGUUUCUGCAAGUGUUGGGGAAGAGUUUGAUGGGCAUCCACCUACAUCUACUGUUUCUGCCCCUCUUUCAGCUUUUGAGGGUCCUAGGCUGAAAGAUUACUUGCCAUUUAUGAAACCCCAGUCUUUUGGACCAAACAGAUCUACACCCUCACCUCAAAGUCUACCGCCUGGAUCACCAGAUGUCACCUUGAGUGGCCCACCCUCCUUGUCGUCGGAUUCAAGUUCACCUAAGCAUCGGUCUCAUGCAGUUUCAAAUAAUGCAGAUCCCACAGCAGCACUGCCACAUGGCAUACAGGGACAUGUUGUGGGCAUGGCGUACUCAGCUCCGGAUGUGACAGCAAUCACAAACACGCCUGCAAGAGACCUAGACACCCAGCGUCCAUCUAUGCCUGGAACAGGACAUCAGCAGCUGCAUACUUCUCCACCAGAUAUUACUGCCAACAUUCCCAUAACACCAGGGCAGGCACUCCAGUAUGCAAGUUUGUCAGAUGUGUCUCAUCAGAGUCUUUCGACGGGAAGGUAUCCUCAUUUUAGACAGACAGACGUCCCUGGUGUUGCAAAUUUUUCUUCGCUGCCCAGAGAUAGUGCGGGUGGCUUAGGGCAAGGCAGGUAUCAGGAUUUCAUGGCAGGCAGCUUUCUUCCUGAAAGGGUUAGUAGUCCAUCUUCUAGCACUGAUUCCAUGGCCUCCUCAGGCUCUUUGCAUCCUGGAUAUGGAUUAGACAGCUCUACAAGCUUGACAGCAGGACAAGGACUUCCAUACAUGGCUUCAGGCUCAGCAGUGUCUGCUCAACUUUCUUCCAGUGUUUCAUCUACUACCUUGCCUCACAGCAUUCCACCACAUAUUCAGCAGCAACAGAUACAGAUGGGACAGAGUUUUCAACCACCACACAUCCAGCAGCAGCAGCAGCCACAGCCUGGACAGAACUUUCAGCCACCUCCACAACAGCAGCAAAAACAACCUGGACAAAGCUUUCAGCCACCUCCACAACAGCAGCAACAACAACCUGGACAAAGCUUUCAGCAACCUCCACAACAGCAGCAACAACAACCUGGUGUUUAUGGGCAGGUGCCAAAGAUUGUACCACAGCAAGGCUUGAUCAGGCCAGAUUUACCUUCUUCACAGGUGCUACACCCUUCUACAGUUUCUAGCUCCACUGGCUAUCAGCUGCAGCAAGGGAUGUACGUUUCUGGGAGAGUCUCUGCCAGUGGACACAUUCCACAGCUGAUGACCGGCUACAGCACUGCAGGAGGUGCUGGUCCCACAGCGGUAAAUCAAGCAUACCCUGGGCAGUCACUCCAACAGUAUCUCCCUGCUACUGCACCCCAACACACGCAACCACAGCUUCAGGGGCAGUCUGGUCAGCAUCUUCCUCAGAGUGCAUUAACUUCUGCCCAAAGUCACAUGACUGGUGCACCUGGCACGGUGCCUGCGAAUGUGUCAGCAUUGACUCACCCAUCUCAGCAACCUGCCGUCCCCAUGUCUACCUCUUAUCAGGGUCAGCAGACGUGGGGAAUGCACUCAGGUGUCCAGGGCGGCUACACCCAGCCGACGUUUGGUGGGCACGCUUCCACAGUGGGUCAGCAUUCGCAGUCUGUUUCAGCAAGCCAAAUUGCUUCAAAUGUGGGAAACCAGGAUGCAGCUUCAAGAUCGUUUGGAGGACCUGGAAGCGCGAUGGUGGCCGCCCAGCCAGGACAACUGAUGCCUCAACACCAGCAACAACAGUUUUCCGCGGUUAUGCAGCAGAGCCAACAACCCUCUGGUCAAAUGGCACCAUAUCUUCCUCCUCAGCCAGCCUCAGGUCCAGCCUUGUCUUUUGCUAAUCAGUUUCAAGCGACAGGCCAGAGACAGGUGCCACAGCAUGGUACAGGUUCUCAACGAGAUGCAGCAGCGCCUUUUGUUGCUGGCUCACAGGCACCACCGGGGCCACAAUCUUAUCCUGCGGCAGCAGGCAUGACCCAUCCUCUAGUACAACAGACACCUCAGUCGUCCCAACAAAUACCGUACUUUUCCCCUGGAGUUCUACCUGGGACAUCAGCGUCUAAUUUACCUGGAAGCCAGCCAUCUCAGCUGCAUCCACAACAGCAGCCUAGGCCACCUGAUGGUAGCGCAAAUUUUGGAAUUCUGCAAGGCAUUAAGCAGGGACCUUCUCCGGCAUACGGCAGUACCCAGCAGUUUACUGCCAGUCAGGGUGUCCAUCCACAGGUUCCAGCAACCCCACCAGCGGUAACAGGGCAGACGACUGGGUACAUACAGCAACAGCAGCAGCAACAGUUGCCUGGCUAUCGGGAUCAACAGCCACAAGUCCAGUCUGCUUUUCCUGGCUCCCAAUCACAGUACGCUCAGCAACCCAUCCCGCAACAAACAGUACAGCAUUUCCAGCCAGUAAGACAACAGCAGGUGGCAGGCCACCAUCAGAGUCCAGGCUCACAAUAUUCUGCACCCCAGCAGCAACAGUAUUCCCUGGCUGAGCAAAAACCGCCGGCUCAGUUUUCACAGUUUUCUUUGCAGCCUCUGGCCCAGCAGCCCGAGGCCCACCUCAUAUUUCCAACCCCCCUUCAGCCUUCAAGAGUGCAAUCAGCAGAUGCGAUACCCUCACCCCAGCAGGUAGUGGUACCCUUUGCAACUAACCACCAGCAGCUUGGUCCCCAACCGGUGCAGGUGUCUUCUCAGGACCUGACCCACAGCACCACACCUUCGUUGGCUCAGCCUCAUCUUCCUGCACAGACCAUGGUGCAGUCCCCUGUGCAACCUCCCCAUGUUUCAGGACAGUCUUCAGUCAGUACAGUCUACAGCACCAGUCUGUCCCGGCAGAAGUCAUCACUGGACGAGCUGCUGUCCUCCAGCCCAGAGGACUCCAAAAAGUCAUCCAUCCCUGAUCCCAUCAUCACACCCAAAGUGCUGACGGAUCAGGAGAAGCAACAGCAGAAAGAGGAAGCCAUGAAGACGGGAGGUAUUGUGGAGAAAGUCAAGGACCCUUACGAGAACAGCUGCCUUCUCAAUAAGUUUGUGUCUGAUGUCGAAGCUUUUGGCAAGUUUGUGGAUGAACUUUCUGUGUCCAUCUUGGGAGUCUCUCGGCUGGAUACAGUCUGGAAGAGCAUUAUAGACAGUCAGGACCACGAGCUCAAGAAGCACUCCAUUGCCAUUGCGCGCUGCUAUCCUUUAAAGAACCGCGACCCGGACAUCAUGCCAUAUGAUGAAACAAGGGUUGUACUUUCCACGACCAAAGAUGACUACAUUAAUGCCAGCUGGGUCAAUGAUCUCGCACCCUCCUGCCCCAAGUUCGUGGCAACCCAGGCGCCGCUGGGCGUCACUCUCACCGACUUCUGGAUCAUGGUGUACGAGUUGGGCUCUGAGGUCAUCGUGCAGAUCAGCAGCGACUACGAGACGGGAAAGAACUUCCCAGUAUACUAUCCUACAGAAAAGGGACAGCAGAUGGAACAAGGACCUAUAGUCCUCACCCUCCAGUCUGUCAAAUAUCGACAGCUGUGGACUGAGCGUAAUGUCUAUCUCAAGCAUUCACAGACAAAGCAGGGCAGAACGGUGAUUCAUCUCCAGUUCAAAACCUGGCCAGUCAGUGGCUUUCCAGAUGACGUGCAGCACGUGUGUCGUUUUAUCUCUGAGGUCCACAGUUUCUACCAGCAGCAGCGAAGUCUGCUGAAGCCCAUCAUAGUCCAUUGCGGGAGCGGCAUCGGCAGGACGGGGGCCUUCCUGCUCAUCUACACUGGGAUGCAAGAGAUUUUGCAUGGUAGCGGGAUGAUCGACAUCCGGGCUCUGGCCAAGCGUAUGCUGCAAAAGCGCAAGAACAUCAUUCACAAGAAAGAGCAGCUCAAGUUCUGCUACGACGCCCUGCUGUGUUUCGCCGAGGACUUCCUCAAGAAACGGAACAUCCUGGUCCACCACCCACAUUUCGAGAAGAAACAGAAGAUCGCCGAACCGCCGCCGCAGCCGAGCCACUCGGAUGACAUCGUACUGGGUUCUGUGGACCUGCAGACCAUCCAGCAGACCGUGGGACGACUGCACAUCCAUGAUGACAAAGAAAAGGCAGUGCCCAGCGCGGGCGACGAGCCCGACCAGGCAGCGGCUACGCUUCCCGCUAGCGGCAAGGAACCCGACGCUUUCGCCGCGCUGCCGGACCUCAUUCAGCAGCAGCCCCGCAACAGCGACAGCGGCGUGGUGGGUAGCCUUUCGGGGUUGCAGGGAUUCGUCGCGGAGGACCGGUCGUCGGGAGUGGCCAGCCCUAAGACGCACAGCCGCUCGGGCUCGAACGCUUCCAUGCACAGCUUGGGAUCCCUGGUAGGCUCGGGCUCCUCGCGCUCCUCCCCGCAACACGGGCCCUCUCCGGCUCUAUCUGUGGGUGGCGUGGCGGCGGCCAGCCUGUCGCAGACGCUGGCAGACCUGCAGGACCCCAAGAAGUUCACCCUCGGCAAAGCGGAGCAGAAGAACGCAUCACCAGGGACAGUUUCGACAAGAAAGGGUGCCAGCGCGGGACUGGAGGCGGCUGUCGACCCUGACGACCCGCUGAGCUCUCUGGACCCUAUGUGGAUAAGCCACAAGCCCCGCCAGCAACAGUCCAACAAGAACUGACCACAGAAGUUUGUUUUUAAUUAUUAUUUAAACCGUACAAUGGCAACAACUUAAUUAACAGCUUGAAGAAACAUUAUUGUGUAUUUUGAUUGGAGUUUUUUACUCUACUCCAUGCUCACUGUAUUAUCAUGCAAAUUUCGGGAGUGUGUAUGUAUGUAUGCGCGCGUGCGUGUAUAUUUCGGACUGUAAUUUUGUAAUGAAGAUAUCCUACAUUUGUGUAACUUUUUUCUUUUAACAAGUAAUCGUACCAGUAUUUAAUUUGCAAACAUUGUAAGGCAUUGUACAUAUUCGUUCAAAGUAAAUGUAAAAUUACUGAGAAGUCAUUCCUCUUAAUAUAGCACAUACCGCUUCGGGCAAGAACGCUUACUUGCCAACACCUCGCUGUUGUAAUUGUUAUUCUGUUCACACCAAAGCACGGUAAUCACACAGACGAGAGUCGCCUUUUCCCAAGUCGAGGAUGUUUUAUGGUCAGCGGUCGUCUGUGUAUUGUGUAUUGUUUUAAGGGCUCCUUCUGUGACCGUGUAAGGUCAGCACACCCAUUCUUCCGAAAUAAAUGUCGUAGUGUUUUUGUGAUGCAUUUGUCAUUUUCUUUUCCCAUCCUUGGAGAAUCGGUGGCGAACGAAGAGCAAACCAGUGCCGGGCAGGGCGCUGUGUGGACUGACUCAUCGUUGCUCCCAUGUUUUUUCUUGGUUUUUUUAUUACUUUUUUUUAAUCUGUUGUUCUGUUCCCUGUUAUCACAGGGUGGAAAAUAAGCGAUUUGCGUUAUUGUUGAAAGAAGUCAUUGUAAUCGUGACAAAUAUCAGACAUGGACUUGACGUUUUCUACAGUGUUGUUCGUUGAUAUGACGAAUAUUACAGGUAAGCUUCCUUCCUCACUCUUUCUCCCUCCAUUCUCUCCUUUACUUCUUAUUAUUCUUAUUAUUAUGUUGCCUUGUCCAUUUUAGUUCUUGGGGUUUUACUGUUUUGUUAUUUUGGGGGAAAAAACGUACCAAACUGUGUGUGUGAGGGAGGUGGGGAAGGGAGAGGAAUGGAAGAUACUUUGUUGAUGAAUGCAGUAAAUACAUAAGUACAAUUAAGAGCAUUUUGGUUCAUUUCUGUAUAUCAUACAUCACCUCAAUCGCACUUGUGAUUUUUUAUGUAAUCUGCACAAGGAGCAAAGGAUCUAUAUAAAAGUGCAAUAUUCUUUUUUGCCAAAGUGUCAAAGCCUGCCACCCGCAGGUCGAAAAUCACGGAGACAAUAGAAGAGCCAUGUCAGUAGGUGUUCAGGUAAUAUCUGGUGAAGUCAAUAGAAGGUUCUGCUCCUGCGUCAAAGGAGCAAUCUUAUGCCUUCGUUUGGUGAAUGGUAUUUAAAAGUCUGCAAACGCCUCGGCGAAACCUGAGUUGGUCUGGCUUCUUGUUACUGGACGUUAUUACGAAGCUGUCAGUAAUAACACUCACUCCAUCCUACGACUGUUUUCUCCUCCCAGAUAACCAUCUUUAUUCUUUCUCCUUGUACGAUGGUUUGUUUCCAAAAUGGUUGUUCGCGAUGUUUGCCAUAUUCGAAGCAUUCUUCAUGAUGAACCAAAGAUGAAAUGACAAUUUUCUAUAGUAUACGUUUUCACAUCUUUCUCGAAAAGGAAUAUUUUGGAUAAUAGCAGAAUUUUCGGAUAAUAGUAAAAAGGCCUUCAGUCUGCUGUCUAUGGCCGUCAUGGUAGUCCAGCUGUCCCAACAUGUGAUAAACAUGGAAUAUGUUGACGGUUGGGAUUUUGUUUCAUUGCACUAAAACCUUUACUGUCUUCAGUCAUCAGUUUGAAGUCAAGCUAUUGGGCAUGAGGUAUGUGAUCUAUAGCUGGAAAACAGCUUUUACUGAAGCUGUAAUCUACCAAGAUAUAGUCUUGUGUAGUUACAGCUGCUACAUAUUCCUUGGUAGCGGCAAACCCACCCACCCCACUAUAUUUGUACAUUUCUGAACUCUGCAAGUGUGGAGCGAGCGGGCAGUGUCACAGCACUUGAACAGUAAAGGUCCAUAUGGUUGUGAUAUAGACUGCAUAAAUCUGUCAAGUCUGGUUCACUUUGUGAACUCGGAUCCACCAAUUUAUCUUUUUGGGAGAGUUUUGCUAAGAUAUUUUUUUUCUACUUCUGUUGCAACUAGACAUACGUACCUGAGAAGUGGGAGGAUCAGGUGAAGAGCGAGAAGUGAAGGAUGUGCAGGUAAAAAGUGCGAACACUGAUCAAUCAAAUUUAAAAGUGAUAUGCUGUCCCUUUUUAUAAUUCUAGUUUUCGUGUCAAAGCUCUCUAUUUGCACCUAUUAUGCAAACAGAAAAACACGAUUAUGAUUUUUAGUACUCAAAAUUUAAAUAAAUAUAUCGCUUGUGAAGCCACAGAAGACAAAUAAUCCUUAGCUCCUUAUUCUGAAAAAAAAUCGCACUAAUUUGGAGGCAUGUGUAUGGCGUUUGUCAAAUUUCCUUAUAAAUGUAUUUUUGUUUUCUUAUUUGUCGGAUUCUUCAAAUAUCUUGCCAUCUGAUGUGCAUUUCAUUUGUGAUAUUUUUGUUUGGCUAUCAUGACUAUGACAGUAAUAAAAGUACACUACAUAACAGUCA
This is a messenger RNA of Pomacea canaliculata, 9456 nucleotides long. RefSeq names its product tyrosine-protein phosphatase non-receptor type 23-like. The transcript has 28 exons. The record is from RefSeq and is a predicted model, not a curated record. Gene Ontology annotation, molecular function: protein binding; protein tyrosine phosphatase activity. Gene Ontology annotation, biological process: endocytic recycling; early endosome to late endosome transport; protein transport to vacuole involved in ubiquitin-dependent protein catabolic process via the multivesicular body sorting pathway. NCBI's taxonomy places the organism in Eukaryota, Metazoa, Mollusca, Gastropoda, Architaenioglossa, Ampullariidae. Gene Ontology annotation, cellular component: endosome. The coding region runs from base 60 to 6878 and encodes 2272 amino acids.